AAGGGCAAGAAUGCAGCUGAAGUCCAAUCAGUUCCAGUUGCAUUUUUAAUCAGACCCCUGUAAUGAUCAGCACUCCCCGCCCCCAAAGAGUGAAUCGCCUAAAAAGGAUGGAGGUGAUGAGGAGCAGCAGCCUGAACUUCCUCUUCCUGAUGCUAGCAGCCCAGUCUCAGACAACUUGGCAAAACUCCACCACCUCUUUUGAAAACGAGCUACUGGGAUCUCUGCUGAAUGCAUACGCCCUGUACCAGAUACCCAGAAAUGGCAGCCAUCCACUUCUAGUGGAUGUCAAUGUGAUUGUAUCCAAUAUUUUAAAUGUGGAUAUCUUGAAGUAUACUUUUUCAGCUGUCCUACAUUUGUGUCAGUCAUGGUAUAACAAAGAGCUGGCAUGGGAUGAGGCCAAAUUCCCCUUCAUCUCUAUCACUGUGCCUCAGAGUUCAGUGUGGACCCCAUCCCUCACUGUUCAAGAAGCUUUUGAGGUAGAGUGGAAGACUGAAUCACCUGAAGUGAUCUUGCACAGUAAUGGGAAAAUGGAGUUUCAGUUCUCUCUGCGCAUCGACAGCAACUGUAAUUUCGACCUCUUCUACUACCCACGUGAUAGCACCCGGUGCACUUUGAGCUUCUUUGCUCUGGCCAAUAAAGGUGGGUGA
Hemicordylus capensis (graceful crag lizard) is the source of this 647-nucleotide messenger RNA. RefSeq names its product zinc-activated ligand-gated ion channel-like. Gene Ontology annotation, biological process: regulation of membrane potential; chemical synaptic transmission; nervous system process. The transcript has 6 exons. The coding region runs from base 63 to 647 and encodes 194 amino acids. The record is from RefSeq and is a predicted model, not a curated record. Gene Ontology annotation, cellular component: neuron projection; membrane; synapse. Lineage: Eukaryota; Metazoa; Chordata; Lepidosauria; Squamata; Cordylidae. Gene Ontology annotation, molecular function: extracellular ligand-gated monoatomic ion channel activity; neurotransmitter receptor activity; transmembrane signaling receptor activity.